Messenger RNA from Brassica rapa (field mustard), 10337 nucleotides. RefSeq names its product transcription repressor OFP7-like. The record is from RefSeq and is a predicted model, not a curated record. Gene Ontology annotation, biological process: negative regulation of DNA-templated transcription. Lineage: Eukaryota; Viridiplantae; Streptophyta; Magnoliopsida; Brassicales; Brassicaceae.
CUAUUUUAGUAUGAUCGCAACACCAAAAAAAAUCAUUUCCAAUCUAACUGUAAAAUAUUAUUAUAAUGUUGCACUAAAAUAGUAUAAUUUUUAGUGUUAGUUAAAGAGGUUUUGUAUAAAAUUCACACUAAAAUAGUGUUUGGAGUUGGGUUGUAAAUGGCUUAAAAACAAUUUGAAACAUAUUAUUUUAUUCACAAAAUUAAGCAAAUAAAAAAUAUAAAGAAAAAGUAACAGUAACAGUCUUUUAUGUACCCAAAAAAUAACAUCACACUGUUAGGAACAAAAAUUCAUAAGUGGAGAUUCAUAUCAUUCUAUUAUUUUUCUUAAAAUAAAUAAAUAUUGUAAUGGUCAAAAUAAAACUGAUAAACGACUAUUGGAAAGAACUGAACUAGAUAUAAGUACUGAUUGUUUCUAUAUUUAAAACAGCCUUAGUUUAGAUUUUCAAAAAACAUAUUAUUAGCCAUUCUUGAUUCAGAUUUUGGUUUUAUUUCUUUAAGGCUGUUCAAUCCAGAUUUUGGUUCGGGUUUUUUCGGUUUUUUGGUAUUUCAAUUUGUUCAAAGUUAGUUAUCGUAUUAAGACCAUAUAUAAUUUUAUUUGAUUUGGAUUAUAUAUUAUCAGUUUUUAGUUUAUUCAGUUUUAUACCAAAAAUCACUAACUACAUUUAUCUCUUAUAAUAUUUGUAAAUUUUAGUUUAUAUGAUUAGAUAUCGGAUUUAUUAUAAAAUAAAGAUAGUUUCGGUAUUCUAACAUUUAAAUAGAAUAUUUUAUGUUUUAAUUUUUUUUACGGCUUUUAUGUUUUAAUUAUAUAUUAAAAUAAUUAGUAUAAGUAAAAAAUUAAUAAUUACCCUAAUUUUCAUAAAAUAAAACAAAAAUAAGAAAAGCUAGUAAUGUCAUAAUAUUAUUAAAACUACAUUUUAGCACAAAUAUAUAUCAACAAAAUUAUAGUUUAUUUAAAUUAACAAAAAUGAGAACAAAAAUUUAAGCUUAAAACAAAAUUUCUAAAUUUAAUGUUUUAAAUAUGAAGAUCUUAUCAAUACAAUAAAUUAUGUAUAUAUUAUCAUUUAUAUUUAAUUAGUAUAUAAAUAUAUUACUAUAUUCAACCUAAUCGGUUUGUUCGGUUUAUUUGAUUUGGUUGGUUUAUAUACCACCAUAUCUUUUUAUCACAAUAUACCACCAUAUCUAUAUACUUUUUUUAAAUAACACUCAUUCGGUUUAAUUGAUACCAAAUCCAAACCAUUUUCUUCUAUUUUGGUUUGGUUUUAAUUGGUUCGGUUUUACCGGAUUGUACACCCUUAGUGUUUCUGUUAAAAUCAUUUUAUUUUCCAAUCAAAACUUUUAACAAAUAGAAUUCCUAAAAUUUAGGAAAACUAGUUUUUCAAAACUGAAUUAAUUUAUGAAAAAGAUUAAAACCAACUUUUAUGGGUUUUUAAUAAAAGACUAUUUUAUAUAAAAGGUGCAACAUUUUAAUUUAUUAAUAAUUAAAGUAAUAAUAAUAAGAAGUAGAAUCUUGGUUACCAGAAGAAAAAAACUCCAAGAAAGUCUCUAAGAACAAGAUUUCUCCUUAUUGGAAAUUCGCUAUUUUCGUUUUCAAAAAUCUAAAAAGACUUACACAUCCUAUAUCAAUUUCUUUUAGAGCAAGUAUAGAAGUUUUUCUUUCUUUUUGAACGUCCGCAAGUAUAGAGUUAUUGUAAAGCAUUUUCACUGAUCUUGGAAUACCAUAUCUAUCUAUCUAUCUAUACUAAUAAAGUUUACUAAAAAGACUUCACAAUGCGCCACCUCAGCGAAUGAUAUUCCAAAAUGUGACACGUGGCGUUGUUUUCUCACUCUUUGUUUCUGAAAAAUGGGUUGUCUACUUACGAAAGCCUCAUGUUGCAUUUGAUUUAUUUGUUUAGACCUAUCAUUAUUCCAGAAUCUCGACCCGGAAGUCUUUCUUCUUGAUUUGUAUGGUCGGAACAAAUUAACCAACAAAGACUGUUGGUUUACAGAACGACUUCCCCCUGAAUUCAAUCAACCACUAUAAUGAUCUCAUUAUUGUCGUUUUCAUCGCUACCUCCACUCUCUCGCAUUCAUUAGCUCACUCACACCGCCAUGGAAACAUCUAAAAACUACACCUAUAACUAUAAAUACCAUAGUUGGAUUCAAUAAAAAUUACAAAUCCCAUCAAAUCAUUUCACAUUCUCUCUUCUUAUCAAAAAAGAAAAAUUUGUUCUGUUUCUGCAGUUCAGAUAUCUUCAAUGGCCACAGUGACCUACUUCUAACUGAAAUGAAAGCCAAACGUGUUCUUAAACCAAUGGAGGUGUGAUUGCCCCUAUUGGGGAGGUUUGGAAUGCGAAGAAAGAAGGUGAACUCAUGGGUGUCGACAUGCUCUUGGUAGAUGAAAAGUAAACGCAAAGAAGGUGAGAUGGAUGGUUGAUAAUUUCGCGAGGCUCUCUGGUGACUCGCAGAUCAUGGACCAUGGCAAGUAUGAAGUAUUGUAUGCAAUAACAUCAACCCAUAAAAUUCUUUCCACAACACGACUUACUAGAUAUCACAAUAUAACAUUCACUCUUAAAAUGAGGGCACAACAAAAAAAAAAACACAAUCACAUAGAAUUUCCCAAAACAUAUUUACAAUGAGGGUUAAGUUUCGUGUCUCUCAACACACACUAUUUCCAUAACAAUAUUACACAACAAAUAAAAAAUUAUAAUAAAAAAAAUCUUCAAACAAAAAAUAACAAAACAUGUGACACCACUUACGUUUUAACUAUGCGUGCAUAUAAAUUAAGAAUCAAAAACCGAAUUGAAGGCAAUAAAAAGAAAAUCUAAAACUAAACAGAAAUUCACAAACCAUCGAACGGUUUAUAUAUUUUUGAAGCUGAAAAAUCGAAACCGUAUCACAGAACCAAAUAAGAACCUAAAAUAGUAAUUCUAUUUAGUUAUAAAAUUACAAAAAUUAAAAUAUUAUUUAUAAACCAAAUAGCCCAAAAUGUGAAAAAAAAAACAUGUACCACCACUGAACAUGUGCAACAAAUAAAUACAAUAAAAAAUAUGCAAACAAAAAAAUAACAAAACAUGCGCUAUCACUAUGGUUUCAAGUUCAACUAAGCCUCAGCAUAUUAAUUAAGAAGAAAAAUCCGAAUCGAAGCCGACAAAAUAAAUAAAUCUGAAACUGAACAAAUUUCACAAAUAACCGAGCGGUUCAUAUAUUUCUGAAACUGAAAAACUUAAACCGUGUUAGAACCGAACAGAGAACCGAAUGAGUAAAAUUAUAUUUAGUUUUAAAUUUACCAAAAAAAAUAAUAUUACUAAAAUAUGAAAUACCUGAAUAUUUAUUUAUUCAAAAUAUUUAAAAUUAUUCGAGUUAUCCGAAAUAACAGAAUUAUCCAAAUAAUUUUUGGUUUAAUAUUAAAAUUUAUCUGGAAUAUCAGAUAUUAAAUUCUAAAACUGAAAAGAUCUGAUUUUUACGCGAAUUAUCCAAAAUUAACUAAAAAUCAGAACCGAAUUAAAACCAAAAGUUUAUUGAAUAUUAGUUGGUUCUUGCAAUUGGUACCCGAACUAAACCAAAGAUCAAAAUAACCAAACCAAAACUAAAGAAAUUUUCAUAAAUAAUUGAAUGGUUUCUAUAUUUCUAGAACCAAAAAAAAAAACCGAGAAAACCAAACAGGAGCUGAACCAAAAACUGAACAUCCAAGCAUAGUUUCAACUGCUUGGGACCAAUUCAGCACAUAUUUAAAAAGAAAAAGUAUACUUAAUAAUAAAUAGUAUAUACAGUAGAAGUUUAAAAAAAUAAACAACAAAUUUAUAAAAUAACUAAACCAAUAAAUAUAUAUAAACAUAACUUAUGUUUAACCAAAUAUACUACAUCCCGCGUGAAGCACCGAAAUACCACUAGUUUAAACUAUAUUUGAACAAGUUACUGAUCUUUCUUUAUAAUUGAGAGAUAUGUAUGAAAACGUAGUCAAGUUGAAAGCCAAUAGAACAUAAUUAAUAUUUUAGAUAUCUUUAAGAAGUUAACAGCGUUUUGACGUUGAGUGCCAAAAAAAAUGUAGCAAAGCUGAAACAUGGACUUGUAGUCUAGUGGUAUAAGCAGUGUUAAAAAAAAAAUUUUGCAGCCCUCGAUAAAAACUAUAUUUUGCGGACGUAUUUAGGAAAUUUUGUAUUUUAGUGGUAUAAGCAGUGCUUUUAAGCUCCUAAUGAGAACACCUAAGACUGCACCGCACUGCAUUUAGUAAUAACAAAAUUAUAUAUAUAUAUGUGUAUUAUUAGCACCACACCAUAGUUAUUCUGCAUGUUACUAUUCGAAACCUUAAUUCCAACACUGAGUUCAAGCCACAAAGUUGUCAUUAUCAGCCUUUUUCAAAUAGAUUCUAGUCGGACUGGACUGGGUGUACCAAGAAAAAAAAAUUGGUAUGAAGCAAAAAAACAUGCAAAUGACAGAUAACCCAAAGCUAUCAAUAGUGAAAAUGUAUUUUAUUCUUUCGAUAUAUUUUCCGUAUACAUCUGAAAUCUAGAGAUGAAAAUUAAAUUAUCAAAAUGAAUCAUCAUAAAGGUCUUGAAUAUCAUAAAGGUCUUGAAUUGCUGAAAAUGGUGAUGUACAUGUUCUACAGAUCAAGAUUGAUGGAUUUCUUAUGAGUUUCCAAUUGCUAUUUCUUAAGAAAUUAUACUUCAUUACACUGAAUUGUGUUAUCUCAUAAUCCUAAUUAAGCGAUGUACUUAUAAAUAUGAGUUCUUAACUAUUAAAAAUAUUUCCAUGAUAAAAUUUUAAUAAAAAACAUACAAUUUAUUUAUAAUUUAUUUUAGAACAAUAGAUAUCCCAAUGAAUUUUUAUAUAAAUAUCUGUUAUAAGAACUAUAUGUAAGAAUAUUGUUAAUUUUUUUAUUUUACAAAAUUUACUUAUUCUAAACAUUAUUUUCUAUACAUUGUUCACUAUUUAUGGAAUAAUAUAAUAUUAUUCUCUUCUCUCUUUUCUUUGUUUCAUACACUUUUUUUUUGUUUCAUACACUUAGUUGUUAGUUUAUUUUAAGGUAAAAUAAUCGCAUUUUGGUUAUUAUUUUACAAAGUAUUGAAUAUGUAAUAAUUAUAUAAAAUAAUGGAUUAUUUAACAGAAUGUUUACUAUGGGAAAUAUCAUCUUCACAUUAAUAUUCCAUUUUAACAAAAAAGGAGAAAAUUGUUUGUUGGUAUAUCUAGGUUCUUAUCACUUUAUAAGCUUUGUCUACGAAGAAGGAAGAUAUAAGUAAUGAAAAUAUGAAUCUCAUGGAGAAGGCCAUAAUUUUAUUGUGUGUUUUGAAAGUUUUUUAAAAUAUUUUGGAAUUGUCUAAUUUGAUUGCUUGGAAAUAAUCUUUGUGGAACAAAGUGUCUUUAGCCAACGAGAAUUGAUGUCAUUAUUUUUUGUAAACCUAUCGAAAUUCAAAUUUAAUGCGUAUAAUAUCUUAGGUUGAGUGAAAAUUAAUUUUCUAAAUCAUCAGACAUAGUGAUUGGAACACAUUGAAACUUUAAAUAUAGAGUUUUGAAAACUUCAAAAUAGAGUUUCUUUUUGGAGAUACUCUGAGUUAUAGAGCAAAACUUAAUUGAUUCCCUAAUAAAUUAUUUAUAUUUAUGAUCUGAUUUCCUGUGAAUUUUUGUAUGCCUAUCGUUUGUGUUCUAUGUUUAUAACGUUUGAUAUACUAUUUUUAUUUAAUUUGCUUUCAAAAUAAUAAUUUUCGUGUCAUAUAGUUUGAUUUGAAAUUGAGAAGCGAAGCGUGCAUCUGAUUGUUAUGGACUUCUUUAGUGAUUUAUGGUUAAAACUCUGAGUUAUCAUCUGUAGUGGAAUCGAUUGAAAUGACAUUGUCUCUUUAUGACAAAAAAAAGAAAAGAAGAAGAAGACAUUGUCUCUUUAUUUAUUAAGGAGCAUCUACUUUGUAAAACCUAUAGUUAAAGACUUUGUAAGAAAGUAAUCACUUUGUUAUGUUCCAUUUCUAAACAAAGAAGAAAAAUGUUUAAAGUUGAAAUAAAUAAAUAUGGAAAAGAAUUGGAGAAAGAUGACUUUUGGGGCAUGGGUAGAUGAUAUUGUCUUCUUGGAUCCUCUUGUGUUCGUUUCGAGGGGAAGCUUAUUCAACGAAGAACAAGCUUUUGUCUAACUAGACAUAACUUUAUCCUUAUUAAAAACAAUUAUAUUAUGUAUAAUUUUACUGUUAGAAUAAAUUAUAUUCGCGCGCGGUAACUUUUCAAAUGAAAUGUGGUACUACUGUAUUUGACUAAUAAUCAUCCAUUUAACUUAUGAUAUGGUUGAUCAUAUGGUCUACACACGCCUGCACAAAUUCAACUUAUUGAUACAAAAAAUAAAAUAAACAAGACGAGUGUCCUCUCUACAUUAGGAAAUAGAAUCACUUGGUUGAGCAAUGAAAAGUAUGCUAUUUUAUUCAACCUGCUAAACUUUGGAAUAGGCUAUAAGGAUUUGUUAUCUAUAAUUAAAGAAUUUUACGCAUGACCAAGAUUUUCAGAGAGCUGAAGAAAAUAGUAGCUGCAAUGGAGAUUUCAAUUUUUUUUAGAUUUCUUACGUACCUUGGACUCGAAAUGAUAUUAUUCAUCCAUUAGUCACAACUGUAAAACCAUUUUAUAAAAAAAAAAUAUGUUGGUUAUUCUAUUUCGGUUUACUUUUCAGAUUAUUUUUUAAAUUAUAGAACAAUUUUUGAUGAAAAAACACACGAGUAAAGUGCAAAGUCAAUUAAAAUUACGAUGAAUUCAAGGACUUAACUAUAUAUGCACUGGUUAGACUAAAUUAUCUUUGAAUCAAUCUAUAUUUGUGCAAAACCUUUUUUAAUUUAUUAGCAUAAAUAAUAGUCUUUUAAUGUUUGGGUCUCAAGUUAUGGAGAAUUUUUUUUAUUACAAGUUACAACUAUGCAUAGUAAUGAGGUUCAAGAUAUUGUAAGUGAAAACGAUUCAAAAUAAUGCAUUUUAUGUGAAUGCUCAUAAACCAAGUAAAAUUAUUGGUUGCUCUGUACAAUUUCUUAUAAUUUAUAAUAUAAUUUGUACUAGCAUAAGAUAAAAAUGAUUCCGAUAAAGAACCUUUUGCAGAUGUCAAUAAUCCACAUAUUCAACAAAACUAAGAUAAGUAAGAAAUUCUAGUGUGCUGUUUGACUUAUGCAAAUGCAUAUAAAAUAGUUAUGUACAUAGACAUUCGGUAGACUGUAGACAUAAUGUGUUUGCGUACAUUUAUAAAGGAGACUUUUGUAUAAAAGCAUGAUUAAUUCCGGUUUUUUAGUCGGAGUUUUUAACUUAUGAUUUGACAUUUUUUUUUUUACAAUUUUCAACUAAGAAACGGUUCUUAUAUCUCUUAUUUAAGAAAUAAUUACUAAUUUUUCUUAGUCAAAAUCUAAAAAAACUAAUAACCGUCUCUUAACUUAGCCUAGGUUAAAAGAUAAUGAUGGUCUAAGAAACACAACACAAAAGUUCUCAUUUAAUUCUCCAUACUUCUUUACUUCUCCACAAUACAGACCAGACAAGAAAGCGGAAGAGAGAUCGAGAAAAAAAAUGAAACGUUUCAAAGUAAAGAUAUCAAGAAUCCUCUCCUUCAAAUCGUGCCGUUCAAAAGAUUCCUCCGACCUCCCUUUCAAUCCUGUCCCUUCACUCCCCCGUCGACCUCCUCCAUCAGCUGAUCCAUCAACCACCGUCACAACCGUGCCACACCGUCGUCGUUCUUCUUUUAGACAACACGUGUUAACCACUUUCGGCUGCGGCUCAAGUCGGCGACGCUCUUCCACGCCACUGGAUAUUUCCCGGAGGAACUCAACGUCGGUUUCUCCGCCACAGACGCCGACGUUUCAGUGGGAAAGCGAAGGGAAAUGGCACGUGAUUGUUCAAGAAGAUGAGGGUGAACCUCGUCCGAAAAUCUACGACGGAGAUGACCGUCGUCGGCGUUCAGUGAAGAAAGAGAGACACGCACGGCGGCGAGGGAGCACUUCCUCCGCGGACGAGGAGACGGAGAGAGAGAGUCUCUUGCCAUCUUCUACAAACCUCUCGCCGGAAAGUUCCUCUUCCGGGUUGCCACGUGUCACUAGACUACGGAGAAACCCUCCCACGAGAAAAAGCGAGUCGUCUUCUUCUCCGCCACUGUCUCCGGCAAGAUUGUCGUCGUUCGUGCAGAGAUUAAUCCCGUGUACGGCGGCGUCAGCGGUUGCGAUGGAAGGAGUGGCGGUGGUGAAAAGAUCGGAGGAUCCGUACGAAGAUUUCAAGGGGUCAAUGAUGGAGAUGAUAGUAGAGAAGAACAUGUCUGAAAUGGCUGAGCUUGAACAGCUUCUCAGCUGCUUCUUAACGCUAAACGCGAAACGCCACCACCGCGCGAUUGUUAGAGCGUUUUCUGAGGUUUGGGUUGCUUUGUUCUCCGGUGGUAAUGACGGCAGCAGGAGGUCCAGUGUUCAACUCUCCGAUUAUGAUGAGUGUUAAAGAACAAGCAAUAAAUGUUUAAAAUUCUAUGUUUAUCUCUAACUUGAUUAUCUUUCUGUUUUUUUAAUAAUUAAAUGGUCAAUGUAAGUGGUAAACUGUGUGGUGGUGCAAUGAUUAAAACUGUAAUCUUCAUGCUUUGUGCCUAUUUCAAAUUAAAUAAUCUGUCUUGUAUGAUUUAGAUUCUAAAUGCUUUGCUGCAUAGAUAUCCAUAUUCGUCCACAGUAUAUAUAAAAUAAAACUACAAAUGUUUGAUUCUGUUUAUAAAAGAAGAGUUCAAGCAACCAGUGAACUGUAGGUUUCACAUUUUCAGCAUACAACAACACUUGAGAAAAAGAACAGAUGUUCACUUUUUCUUUCACACGUUCAACAAGUAGACGACUCGUGGACUGUCGAUGUGGACCAUUUUUGACUCAGCAAACGAAGUGACAAAUGAUUGAAAUCAAAAGAGACCAAAGUUUAAUUAAAACUGAAUAUUGGCCUUCUCAGACACAAUACAGACGUGUGAGUGUGUGUCUUUCUCUCUCUCUCUCUUUAUCUUCACUGUUUCUAGGGUUUGCCACUCUGAAGCUGAAUCAAUCAAUGGUCAGAGACAGAGAAACUACUGGAGUUUGGGCAAGAAAAAGAGUAGAGAGAAUGGGUCCAUAGCUUGAACAGCAAGCGACCUCUAUUCAAUCACUCCUGUCCUUUUUACUUUAGUGUAAAAAGCAACCUCGAGGGUGAGAAAACAGAAGUAAAUAAUUGAGAUAAAUUUGGUAAAAAUCAAAGCACACGGCAUCAGAGACUGCAACAAAAAUGAACACUAAAGACCAGACAUGCUCUCUUUCUCAUGUUGUUUUCUCUCUCUUCUAGCUUUUGUUUUGGAUAAGGAAAGGUUUAUUAGAUUAAUGUAAAAGCGAAGUGAGAAAAAAAAAAGCUGUUCAAAAAAAAGUGAGAAAAAUCCUUGCGAUUACAAAUGGUCCAACACUCGGCCUUGCUGUGGGUGGUGGUGGCAUAGACAUGUGAUGAUGAUGGUGCAUAGGUUGUUGUGGCGGUGGUGGUCCACCUUGUUGCAUGUGUUGCGGCGCCCAUCCAUGUUGGUGAAUUCCCAUGGCUUGAGGUGGUGGUGGCCUUGGACCACCGAAGCUUUGUGGGUGAAGAAGAAACUGGGAGGUGGUGGCGGCGGCAUUCAGGACGGAAUUGCAUGGGCGGUGGAACCGCUAAGCCUGUUGUUGUUGAUGCCGCUGAGGUUGCCAAGAUGGUGGCUAAGUUUGGUAGACUUGUGGAGGUGGUAGUGGCGGUGUUGGACGUGGGACUGGGAUCGGAACUGGUUGCAUACCGCCAUUGGCAAACGGACGCGGUAUACUCUUGAGAACAUUAGGAUGCGUUGGCGGGCCGCUUACGAAUAGGAUCUGCUUUUCUGUGCGCUUGGAUUUGUGGGAGCCAAAAGCCACUCUGCAUUCACAAAAGUAAUGUGUUGUUAGCCCUGUUCGGCAAGGAGUCGCGAAAAUAUAACAAAUGGAAAAUAUAGUAUUAACGCAGCGACUACUUUUAUGGGUGUUGCCGGUGUUGAUCUGAUCCCUAAAAAAACAUCUUCAACUGAAUUGGUUGUUACGAUUAUUUUUACGGUCACUGCCUUUAAAUUUUAAAUUUCCGGUGUUGUUGACUUGCUCUCUACAUACUAUGAGAAAAAGUAACCUAUAAUUUUGGACGCUGGCCGCUAACGCUGUGAUCCUUAAAAGAACAGUACUUGUUGUUGUUGUUCCACUAAUAAAGAGAAAGAUUCAUAAGAAAUGCUCUUGAAUCUACAAGUUAACAUCUUAACAAACUCUAGACACCACAAGUUCACCAAAACUAUUUUCUCUGUGCAUUCAAGCAACUGCCCUGAAGAUAGGAUAUUUGCUUAAUGAGCAGCUUUGGGGCUUACUGAUGGUAUAGAUAGAUUUUGCUGGUUUUCUAUAA